AUGACAACUGAUAAAGAUGCUUCUUCAUAUGGCAGUAAACCAAUUGACUGGGAACGAUAUGGACUUAGCAGUGAACCUUCAGCUGUGGAAAAGGGUCCAUUAUUGGGUGGAUGGUCAGAAGGAGAAGGAAGCUCUCAAUUUCAUAAUAAAGAAGAACAAGAAUUAUUUCAUGAAGAUCAGUUAGCAAACAGUAAACCUUGGUGGAAAACCAACUUCUUUUUAUCAGAGCCUGUUUUGUUUGGUGUUUGGGAUGGAGUGUUUACAUCAUGUAUGAUCAAUCUGUUCAGUGUCAUAAUAUUUUUAAGAGUUGGUUGGAUUGUUGGAAAUGCUGGAAUUGCACAAUCAGUUGGCAUUGUGUGCAUCACAGUUUUAAUUGGCACAAUGACUGUUUUGUCUGGCAUUGGAAUAUGCGAAAGAUGUCACUUGCAAAGUGGUGGAGUUCACUUUCUUUUGUCUCAUAUUUUUGGCACACGCAUGGGUGGUGCAAUAAGUUUAAUUUACUGCUUUGGCCAGUCAGUGAGUUGUGCUCUUCAUGUGAUGGGUUUUGCUGAGUCAUUCUCCCAAAUUGUCAUCAUAACUAAUACAUGGGCUAUACGUGGAAUUGCGGCUGGAGUAAUAAUCUUGCUUCUAGCUAUAAACUUAGCUGGUGUCAAGUGGGUCAUAAGACUACAGUUUGGUUUGCUAAUAAUUUUACUUUUAGCUGCUCUUGACUUAGCAGUGGGAACUUUUAUUCAAGUAGACUUGGCUCAUGGGGUGGUUGGAUAUGAUUUAACAAACUUCAAGAAUAACACUGGUCCUGCUUAUCAAGAUGGUGAAAAUUGGUUCACUGUUUUUGGUGUUUUUUUCCCUGCUAUGACUGGGGUAUUGGCCGGAAUAAACAUGAGUGGAGAUCUUCAUAAUCCAUCCAAAGAUAUACCAGUUGGAACGUUAGCUUCCGUUGGUACUAGCUUUUUUAUCUAUAUGAUUUUCGUUGUCGGAUUGGGUGCGACAUGCCAACGAUGGGCAUUGCAGACAGAUUACAUGAUUGCUGAAAAAGUAUCAGCUAUUGGAGUUCUUUUGCUGGCUGCUCUUUAUAUAUCAGCUAUGUCUGCAUGCUUAGGAUCUCUGUAUGCUACACCAAGAAUAAUUCAGAGCAUGGCAAAUGAAAAUGUCAUUCCUUUAAUGCGGUUUUUAGGAAAGGGAAAAGGACCAAACAAAGUGCCAAUUUAUGCUCUAAUUCUUUUUGCUAUGGUUACUUUUAUAUUUGUACUCGUUGGAAGCAUCAACACCUUAGCACCUAUUGUAACUAUUCCUUUUCUACUGACAUAUGCUUCAGUCGAGUAUGCUUAUUUUUCUCUUGCCAUGACAUUUGAUAUACAAAAGAGAUAUGAAGAGCGUUAUGCAGGUCUUCAAAGUCCCUCAUUUGUUACAGACAGAAGUAGAAUGGCAAUUUAUGGCUCUACUACAGAAAAUAAGGUUGAUGCUGAUUUAGAUGAAUUGUUCCCUGAAAGAGUUCCCCAUCAUAAAAGAGGACUGGUUCGUGAAGGUAGCAGCAUCAGUAUAUCUGCAACAGAGUCACCAGUGACCUCUCCAGAUGAGCACAGCUCUAUACGUAGCGUUGAAAGUAAAGAUUCUCAAAAGAGUACUCAUCAGGCUCCUGCUAAUGUUCUUGACAAUGGAAAAUUGAUUCAGCAGGAAAUAGGAAGUAAGCAAAAGAGGUGGUAUACUGUAUUUUGUAAUAGGUGGUUGUCUCUUUUAGGGGCAAUAAUAAAAGUUGUAAUGAUGUUUUUAGUCCAUUGGAUAUAUGCACUAGCUUCAAUUGUAAUUGUUAUUGCUUUGUGGUUUUACAUUGGCCAGGUGAAUCCAGGAAGUUUUCGAGGUAUAGCAGAAUUUCGGUUUUUCCCUUGGGUAAAAAGUGUGUUUUACAGAUGCUUAAGAUGUAAAGUAUCUGAUUACGACCAAAUAAUUGUUGCCCCUGAACUGCCAGAAGUUGAAGUAAAAGCUGCUCAAUUAACAGAGGACAACACAGAUUAUUCUUCCAGAAAACGUUAUCAUCACUCCAAAACAAUUGAAAGUGUCCCUCACACUGGACACCUUGAGAGCGAUUAAGUGCUCUGACCUUUAGAACUCACGCCAAUUUUAUUCAUAUUAUUUUGGCCUUUGCUGGCAAAGACCUCUUGAAUGACAAUUUUAUGUGUUACUGCUGUUUUAU
Messenger RNA from Uloborus diversus, 2191 nucleotides. Its product is annotated as solute carrier family 12 member 8-like. The transcript has 15 exons. Gene Ontology annotation, cellular component: membrane. The record is from RefSeq and is a predicted model, not a curated record. Bases 1 to 2088 code for a protein of 695 amino acids. Gene Ontology annotation, molecular function: potassium:chloride symporter activity. Gene Ontology annotation, biological process: chloride ion homeostasis; chloride transmembrane transport; cell volume homeostasis. Lineage: Eukaryota; Metazoa; Arthropoda; Arachnida; Araneae; Uloboridae.